Messenger RNA from Amborella trichopoda, 2280 nucleotides. Its product is annotated as 65-kDa microtubule-associated protein 1. Gene Ontology annotation, cellular component: spindle; cytoplasm. NCBI's taxonomy places the organism in Eukaryota, Viridiplantae, Streptophyta, Magnoliopsida, Amborellales, Amborellaceae. The record is from RefSeq and is a predicted model, not a curated record. Gene Ontology annotation, molecular function: microtubule binding. Gene Ontology annotation, biological process: microtubule cytoskeleton organization.
GCAUUAUUUGAAGUUGAACAGACAGCUAAAAGAAUGACUGCAUUUUCUCGCUCAUCCCCAAAAUCCUUCCUUUCUCUCUCUACCCCCGUUUUCCCUCUCUUCCCCAAAACCCCCUUUUCUCUCUCUAACCCAUUUUCGCUGUCGGACUUUCCCAUCACUCUUUCUCUCCGUUUCACAACUGCAUCUUCUCUGUCAUUCUCGAAACCCCUCCUCUCUCUCUCCAUCGGCAUUUUAUCUCUUUACCGAAUUUUCACCAAUUUUCUCUUCUCCUCUGAUUUUGCUACUGCGUUUUCUCUCUCAUCAGGCAUUUAAUUUCGAUUCAUCAGAUGUUUCUGCAAAAUUUUUAGGGUUUGAUCAUGCCACUGCUCCAGACGCAGAUCCCGGUGCCUGCAGAGACGACUUGCGGUUCUCUCCUCCAAGAAUUGCAGAGAAUAUGGGAUGAACUGGGAGAGGGUGACCAUGAGAGGGAUAAGAUGUUGCUCCAGCUGGAGCAAGAAUGCUUGGAUGUGUAUAGGAGAAAAGUUGAUCAAGCGAGCAAGCAUAAGGCGAGUUUGCAUCAAGCACUGGCUGAUGCAGAAGCUGAGGCCACAGACAUUAUUUCAGCUCUCGGAGAACAUUCACUGUUCACACGUCCUGUGGGGACCUUGAAAGAGAAAAUGUCAGCGAUAAGUCCAACUUUGGAAGACCUGAGGCAUAAGAAGAAAGAAAGAGUCAAGGAAUUAUCUGAUGUGCAGUUGCAGAUUGUUCGGAUUUGUGGGGAGAUAGCUGGUAAUGUCCAGCUUAGCAAUUCAGUGACAAUUCCCCAAGUGGAUAAGCAGGACUUAAGUUUAAAGCGGCUGGGAGAACUGAAAUCAGAACUCCAGGAGCUUCAGAAAGAAAAGGCACUCCGUCUGCAAAAGGUUUGUGAUCAUGUUCAUCUCGUACAUGAUCUAUCAGCUGUAAUGUCUUGUGACUUUCAAAAGACUAUUAUUGAAGUCCACCCUAGCUUGGAUGAUUCCUCUAGCAGUCAACCGAAGAGCAUUAGCAAUGAUACCCUAGCCAGGUUAGCCGGGUGUGUGCAUUCGCUUAAACAAGAAAAGCAGCAAAGAUUGCAAAAGCUACAAGAUAUGGGGAGUACAAUGGUGGAGUUAUGGAACCUCAUGGACACACCUGUGGAAGAACAAAAACCUUUUGACCAUGUGACGUGCUUGAUAUCUGCAUCGGUUGAUAAGGUCUCAGGUCGUGGAAGCCUCGCUUUGGAUGUCAUUAAACAAGCAGAGAUUGGAGUUGAGAGACUGGAUGCUCUAAAAGCUAGUAAGAUGAAGGAACUCGUUUUGAAGAAGCAAAAUGAGCUUGAAGAAAUUUAUUUGGCGGUUCAUAUGGAUGUAGAUAGUGAUUCUGCACGGCAGAUUCUUAUUAGUUUGAUUGAAUCUGGGAGUGUAGAUCUCUCUGAGCUGCUAUCAGGCAUGGAUGAUCAAAUUGCAAAAGCUAAAGAGCAGGCCCAGAGCAGAAAGGAAAUUUUGGAGAAGGUGGAGAAAUGGUCAUUUGCCAUUGAGGAAGAGAACUGGCUUGAGGAAUAUGAAAGGGAUCAAAAUCGCUAUAGUGCUGGUAGAGGAGCCCAUAAGAAUCUGAAACGUGCAGAGAAGGCGAGGAUUCUGGUUAGCAAAAUUCCAUCUCUUGUGGAGACACUAACCACCAAAAUUAAGGCUUGGGAGGAGGAAAAAGGAUUCCCGUUUCUAUAUGAUAAGGCUCCUCUGUUAGAGACAUUGGAGGAAUACACUAUAUUACGGCAGGACAGAGAGGAAGAGAAGAGGAGAUCAAGAGAGCAGAAGAGAUUGCAAGAACAAUUUGCAACGGAGCAAGAAGCACUGUUUGGGUCGAAGCCAAGUCCUAUGAGGCCUCUCUAUCUAAAGAAGCCAUUGGGUCACAAUGUAAGUGGAGGCACGGCAAAUGGGACCCCGACAAACCGGAGGUUGCCUGUUGGUGGUGCACGAUCAGCUGUCAAGGAUGGGAGAAAAGAGAGUGGCAGAGGUGGUAGUGGAAUCGGUAUACCUGUAAACUAUGUCGCCCUCUCCAAGGAUGACUGUAAUUCUCAUAACACCUCGACUGUUGCAUCACCAUGACAUAGAGAUGAGAUUUGUGUCUUUAUGAAUUGUUUGUGAAGAUUGGGGAAUGUUUGGAAGUAAUUGUCGUUUCUUUGCCUUGUUUCAGUUUUUUUUUAGGAAAAGUUUAACUAGUUUUAUUUUUUUAUUUGGAAUUUAAAGCUUUAAAAAGAAUCACACUGGUAAAUGAUGGAUUUUA